AUCGACCUCCGGGACCAGAAGAAGGUGACGGGCAUCAUCACGCAAGGAGCCCGUGACUUUGGUCACAUCCAGUAUGUGGCAGCCUACAAGGUGGCCUACAGUGACAACGGCACAUCCUGGACCCUCUACCGGGAUGGCCAGACAAACAGCACCAAGAUCUUCCAUGGUAACAGCGACAACUACUCACACAAGAAGAAUGUCUUCGAGGUGCCCUUCUACGCCCGCUUCGUCCGCAUCCUGCCCGUGGCCUGGCACAACCGCAUCACCCUGCGCGUGGAGCUGCUGGGCUGCGACGACGACAACUACUCACACAAGAAGAAUGUCUUCGAGGUGCCCUUCUACGCCCGCUUCGUCCGCAUCCUGCCCGUGGCCUGGCACAACCGCAUCACCCUGCGCGUGGAGCUGCUGGGCUGCGACGAGUAG
Antrostomus carolinensis (chuck-will's-widow) is the source of this 423-nucleotide messenger RNA. Its product is annotated as lactadherin-like. Gene Ontology annotation, molecular function: signaling receptor activity. Lineage: Eukaryota; Metazoa; Chordata; Aves; Caprimulgiformes; Caprimulgidae. Gene Ontology annotation, cellular component: plasma membrane. The transcript is spliced from 3 exons. The annotation marks the transcript as partial. The record is from RefSeq and is a predicted model, not a curated record.